This is a messenger RNA of Amoebophrya sp. A120, 2168 nucleotides long. The record is from the annotation of a GenBank genome assembly. Lineage: Eukaryota; Dinophyceae; Syndiniales; Amoebophryaceae.
AAGUACACUACAGGUCUCCGAUAGUGGACUACUUCAUCUAUUAAGCUUUGUUUUGAUUGACUGAAUCCGUUAUCCUUGCGUAGGGUAUCUAUUUUGGCUUAUUUAACCUCUUUAUCAUAAGUAGCAUUAUUCUUCGAAUUUUGAUCCUAGGACCAUUUCUUGUUGCAAACCUUCCGAAUCUGAAACUCGAUCGUAUAUUGUACUAAACUUGACAACUUCACACACCAGUUUUUCUUUUUGACUUGGGAGCUGCACGUAAACUAACAUCAUGUUGUCCUCGUCGAGAUCUGGUGUUGUUUCGAAGGCGGGCGCCUUGUUGUGUUGCCUCGGACUGUUUUCUCCGACUGGCGUUGCGGGAGCGGGGCCUUGGUGCCAUAGAGGUCCGGUCAAGUCCACGGGGAUCACCAAUAGAAAAGACAUAAAGAUACAGACAAGUUCGCGUGACGCGGAAAGCUUGUGGACACCCACCAGGAUCCGUGAAGACCGUGAAGAGAGCGAACGGAAAUUUCUGGCCUUCUUAUGGCAGAAGUAUGGAGGGAUUCCUCGGGAUACGAUCCCUGUUCAGAGAAGGGCUGAUCUGGAUGAGUUUAACCGUCGUCAAACCGAUAACGAUAUAGAGUUAGAGGAAUUAGCUGCGAAGACCCCUGAGUUGUUGCCUGAGCAAGAUAGAGAGCGCGGUUCCGCCGAUGCGACUACGGCUGGAAGCGUCGCUGGAAGUUCUUCAGCUGCGGCUCAAAGUGCAGCUCCAGCUGCGACUGAAUCGGCGGACGAUUCUUGGACGUCACCGGAGUAUUGGUCGAGGUCGACGCCGAGUCUUGACUGGGAAAGAUCGCAACUACGCCAGGCAGGCUUGCACCAGGACGUGUAUCCUGGAGGUGAGUUCCGGGGGGAUUUUGAUCCAGACCUUCGACGCACCCGGAAGAACCACUGGGACGAGGACUGGUACUAGGGCGACUGGUAAACUUAGAUGGUGCGAGCGAGCAACCUGUGUAUAUCACUACAUUCGUUCUACAUGCUAUGGAUGCGCAAGAAAACUUAGCGAUCUUCUAUAUCGACGAGGACAAGGAACAGGAAGUAGGAGGACCGACAAAAUGGGUAGUGAACAAGAGCUAUUUUUUUUUCUUCGGUUCAACCCAAAAAGACAGACUAAGCAUUACCAACUCUCGCAAUUUGCUCCGGAUACAGUGAUCUACUCGGACUUCUUUAUUUUCUUGCUUUUGUGCAAUUACAGUAUACAUGAAAGACCUCUGACAUACUACUUGUGGCUCUAUAUUACCUCAUAUGGCUCUUAUAUAUAUACGGCAUCGGAGAUCUGGACACCCUCGCAUGUCCCGAGCGGCUUGCGCGGAUCCCCACUUAUGCUAGAUGCUGCACGGCAGAAGGUGAUAGCACAGACGACGAGCACUGAACCCAUGUCGGGAGAUCAGUGCUGUUCCUAACAUUCUAACUUUCAGCGAUCCACCCUGCAUAGACCUCCUGUUAACACAGGCAGCAGCAUCAACUUCUGAACGCCAUAUACCUAUAAGUAUAAGUAAAGUACUGCAACUCAUAAGUAAGCCGCUGCUCGACUCCAUGGAGUUGAAGUGCGCACUUUUGUGAUAGAAGAAAAGAAAAGUACACAGGCAGCAGUUUUUCAGUGAAUCGCUGAAGAGCGGCAACCACUGUGAACAAGUACCACGUACACGCAAACUCAAUCCAAAUGAUCAAGCAUGUCCCGAUUUCAAAGCUUUACCUUCGUGAUGAAGAAGAUAGCGGCAUGAAUUAUGUCGUGCAGGCAAGUAAUCUCUUUACCUCUUUGUUUGGCCAAAAGUUGUACGAGGGCGCACCAAGCACGCACGUACAGCAAAACGGCAACAACCAUGACGACAACGAGAAGGGGCCUGCGUUGUAUAAUUCUCAUCGUCUCUGUCUCUCGAAACCCCAGCCCCACUCCGUGUAAAAACACUAAGAGUGCUCGAUUAGAAAUCUUAGAAAUACAGAUGGUGAACUACACCGACCCUAGACCACCCGUACAGUGAUGAAGGUUUUCGCGCCAAAAGAACCUUGGCAUAACUCUGCCAAAGAUGCAGAGCCAACGGAAGUUGUAGCGGCGUAGCGGCACCAUCGCCCUCGCAACGAACACGUAUUCUGAAAGACAGCCUGAAUUUGCGUGUCUUCUUGCGUCCAUG